GAGCGCUCGGCCGUUUUUUCUCUAUCACUGCAGCAUCAGCGGCGAGAGAAGAGGGCACAAUCAAUUUCACAGAGGGAGAAAAGGCACGAGCAGAUAAGGAAGCAAGCGGGCAAAAGGAGGCGAGGAGCUGCCAGAGGGGACGCGGCACCAGCGCGGAGAGAGGAGACCAGCAGGUGGGCGGGGACCUGACGUACAGAAGGAGACAGGCCACGGAAAACAAGCGGAGACGCGAGGCACCGCAGAUUUGCGAGGCAAAGCAGAGGGCGCUUUGGAAAAAAAACCCAAAAAACAAAAAAAGCUCGCUCUGCACCAGUGUGUGCGCGUGCGAACGAACAGGUGCGGUUUUGAUGGGACAGUGAGCAAUGCCUCACACGCAGCGACAGCAGGUUGGCAGCAGGGGGCGGUGCUCCUCCCACCUCCUCCCCUUCGUCCUCCCCCUCCUCGUCCUCGCUGCCCUGCCCUGCCAAGCAGCCAUACACAUCCCCUCCAACUACCACAUAAAAAACCUCAAAAGGCCUCCGAUCAUCACCACACAGCCAGAGUCCGUCACCGUCUUCAGUAUUGAAGACCUUGUCAUGAGCUGUGAAGCCUCUGGCAACCCUUCACCCAUUUUCCGAUGGACAAAGGAUGGAGAAGAGUUUGACCCAGGCAGUGACCCGGAGCUGAAAGUGACUGAGGACAAUGGCUCAUUCGCAUUCUACACACUCAGUAAUACCAUAGACACCCUGAAGCAGUACCAAGGCAAAUACGUGUGCUACGCUUCCAACGUGCUGGGGACAGCCGUGUCUAAUGAGGCCGUUCUCAGCACCGACGUUCUGCCCCAGCAGCAGAAGGAAAAAAAGGUUAAUAUGAAGUCUGAAGAGGGAAACAGCAUGGUUCUGAAGUGCAACCCCCCACAGAGCUCCAUGGAGCCUAUCAUUCACUGGAUGGACUCCGGACUACAUCAUAUCCAGCUUAAUCAUCGGGUGAUGGCGGGGAAGGAUGGAAACCUGUACUUUGCACAUUUGACCCCCGAGGACACCAGGGACGACUACACCUGCAACGUCCAGUACCUGGCGACACGCACCAUUCUGGCGAAGGAGCCCAUCACUUUGACUGUCACCCCCUCCAACUCAGUAGUACGGAAGCGGAGGCCGGUGAUGAUGCGACCCACUGGCGGUCAAAGCACUUACCACGCCCUCAGGGGCCAAACCGUGGAGCUGGAGUGCAUCGUCCAAGGCCUGCCCACUCCUGAUGUUUCGUGGCUGAGAAAGGACGGCGAAAUGUCGGAAUCCCGGACGUCUAGAGACAUGUUCGACCGGCGCCUGCGCUUCACCGACAUCGCAGAGAGCGACGGGGGCGAGUACCAGUGCAGAGCUAACAACUCGCAAGGGAGGGUCACCCACACUUACACCGUGAUUGUGGAAGCUUCUCCCUACUGGAUCAAGGAGCCGGUCAGCCAGUUAUACGCCCCGGGUGAGACCGUCAGGCUGGACUGCCAGGCCGACGGCAUCCCCACCCCCACCAUCAGCUGGACCAUCAACGGCAUCCUCCUGUCAGAUAUUGACGAGGACUCGAGGCCGACUCUGACAGCGAGCGGCUCUCUGAUUCUGAACGACGUCAGCUUCGGAGACACGGCCAUCUACCAGUGUCAGGCUUCCAACAAGCACGGGACCAUCCUCACCAACACCCACGUUUAUGUUGUCGAGCUGCCGCCACAGAUCCUCACGGAGGAUGGUAACACGUACACAUUUACAGAGGGACAGAAGGCUUUACUGGAGUGUGAGACCUUUGGUUCUCCCAAACCUAAAGUCACAUGGGAGAGCCCCACUCUCUCCACCCUCCUGGCCGAUCCCAGGGUCAACCUACUCACCAACGGUGGGCUGGAAAUCGCUAACGUCACCCACGACGACGAGGGCCUGUACACCUGCUCGGUGCAGAAGGCCAACCUGUCGGUCAGCGCCGAGCUGGAAGUGCUCAACAGAACAGUGAUCCUGUCGCCGCCGCAGGAUCUGAAGGUGCAGCCGGGGAACACGGCGAUCUUCACCUGUGCGGCCUCGGUCGACCCAAAGCUUGCGCUGCCGCUCAUUCAGUGGAGGAAGAACAACCAGAAGCUGUUUGAGUCCAGCAGCGACGAAAAAUACACAUUUGAGGGACCAGACCUGAUAGUAGCUAAUGUCCAGCCAGAUGAUGAAGGCGAGUACACCUGUCAGGUCAUCACUAAGCUGGACAUGGCUGAAGCCAGCGGCACCCUCACCUUAUAUGAUCGACCCGACCCUCCAACCUCGCUCCAGGUCACGGAUCCUAAGCAUCGGACCGUCACUCUCAGCUGGACUCCCGGAGACGACCACAACAGCCCCGUCCUAGAGUACGUGAUUGAAUUCGAAGACCAGGAGUUGAAGCACAAGCGUUGGGAGCAUCUGAUGAAAGUAAGCGGGUCCAAGACGCACGCUACACUCACCCUGUGGCCCAACAUUUACUACCGUUUCCGGGUGGUUGCCAUCAACGAAGUGGGCAAGAGUGAACCCAGCAAACCCACUGAAACCCACAAGACGAUCGCUGAGGCACCAGACAACAACCCUGAAGAUGUCAGGAGUGAGUCCACAGACCCAGACACUCUGGUCAUCACGUGGAAGGAAAUGGACAGGAAGAACUUCAACGGACCAGACUUCACGUACAAAGUGAUGUGGAGGAGGGUGGUGGGCAGUGGGCCUGACUGGCACCAAGAAAACACAACGGCGCCGCCAGUGUUCGUCAGUGACGUCGGCGACUUCUCUCCCUUUGAGAUUAAGGUUCAGGCUAUCAAUUUAAUGGGGGAGGGUCCUGAGCCGGACCCCGUCAUCGGCUACUCGGGAGAAGAUGUCCCUCGAGAGGCGCCGAUGGAUUUGGGUGUUGUAUUAAUUAACAGUACAAGCAUCAAAGUGACCUGGGCACCAGUAGAGAAAGGGUCUGUGAGAGGACACCUGAAGGGAUACAAGAUAUACUUGACCAGGCUUCGCUCCAGGGACCACCAUCGAGGCCGGAGGACCGCUGAGUCAAAGACCCCUGUGGUAGUGGAGACUGGACCUAAUGAGGAGAAGAAAGUGAUCGGCGGUCUUAAACCAUACUCACACUACACUGUGACCAUCAAAGCAUUCAACAGCAAGGGAGAGGGACCCCCUGCUGACCCUGUGACCUUCAACACUGAUGAGGGAGUUCCUGGUCCUCCCAUGAACCUGAUUCUGGACAGCCCAUCAGAGACAGAGAUGAUCCUGCGCUGGACACCUCCUGCAGAGCCCAAUGGAGUCCUCGUGGGGUAUUUGCUGCAGUACCAACAGAUUGUAGAGAGCGAGGACAGCCCCAUGCAGGUGGAGCAAAUAGAUGAUCCCACGGUCGCCCACAUCAGCUUGAAGAACCUGGACCGGCACAGCCACUACCGCUUUUACCUGAGGGGCCGCACCGCUGCUGGGGAUGGAGAGCACAUCACGAGGGAAGGUGCCACCACACUGGAAGGAGCACCUCCUGCCAACAUUACGCUGUCUGUCGGCGAAAACCUGGUGAACCUCAGCUGGGUGGCCAAGAAGAGACACAGGAACGUCGGCUUCCAGAUCCACUACCUCAACAAAAACGAUGGUAGCAAAUGGAAGAAGACGGAGAAGGUGAACUCCUCCCAGUCUUUCUACCAGCUCCAGGGCUUGAAUCCUGGCUCUCAUUACCGUCUACGCUUCACCUACAGCAACACCACCUUCUGGGAUACUGAAGUAAAGACAGCAGGGACAGAAGUGAUGGAGAAGCAGCAGAGUUUUGCAACCCAAGGCUGGUUUAUUGGCGUUGUCAGUGCCGUCGUCCUGCUCCUGCUGAUUCUGCUCAUCCUCUGCUUCAUCAAGAGAAGUAAAGGGGGGAAGUACUCCGUGAAAGAUAAGGAAGAAGGUCCGAUGGACUCAGAAGCGCGGCCCAUGAAGGAUGAGACCUUCGGAGAGUACAGAUCUCUAGAAAGCGACCUGGAGGAGAAGCGCACGGCCAGCCUGCCGUCGCUGUGCGAGGAGAGCAAGCUGUGCAGCGCGGACAACCUGGACUUUAACGGCAGCAGCGCCGUCACCACGGAGCUCAACAUGGACGAGUCGCUGGUCAGCCAGUUCAGCCGGCCCAGCGACGGCCUGCCGGACAGCUCGCCGCUCACCCCGGCCACCAACGGCGUGCCCAACGCGGUCGCCAUCCUCGAUUAACCCGGCGCCGCAGGCCAAAACACGGCUACACACACGUGCCCGUACACCUUCGCUCCCCACUGACUCGCUGAUCUGUACUUUGACGACUAAUACACAAUCAACUUGCGAUUCAGGUGCGCGUUGCUGUCAUCUGAUCAACUGGACUAUUUUGACCAAAGGAGUGUCCAAACUAGUGGACAAGUAAAUACAAGUCUGACUCGCGUGAAGAUGCCCUUUGACCCCCUUUACCCUCUUUUACUGUAUCUGUGUCGUUUACAACAAAUCUAACUGAUGUUAAUCUUUCAGCCUUUCUCUUAGAUGCCAACUCUACAGAAGGAUGAACUCUGAAUGUUGUACAGUUAGAAGCGUCAGGUGGACUGUAGGUUGGUCCUGCUGAUACGCAGAGUUGUACAGUGACGGUGGAGGAUGAUGGUAGAGCCUAAUGUAGGGACAUUUUGAAACUUAGAUAUUUAUCAUGUCUCAUAUUAAUUCACACAUGGUUUUGUAAGUCUGACGCCAUUCGAUGUCUCAUUGUAUUUGCCAGUGACAUUUUUUUCUUACAAACGUGCUUGAAAACACAAAGCGUCUUUUUUUCUUUGUUAAUUGCAAUCUUUAUUUUUUUAUCAUUGUUUUGACAUCUUUUUCUACACUAUUUAUACAUUACCCGUGACUUCACUUCACUGACAUAAUUCAAGGAUGUUUUCACUGAAACUAAGGGGAGCCAAGUUUCUUACGAUAAUUAGGAUUCAAUAGGGAACUUGAUGUGAAAAUGCUGCGAAGCAUCUGGUGUAUAUAGCUGCGUCUACAUCUACCUAUUUAGCCAUAAUACAGUAUUAUAGACAUGUACAUGAUCCUUAUAAGUUCCUGUGCCUGCUGGGUCUGCAUAGAGCACCAGAUUGAUGUCAUUUUCUCGCCUUCCCACCAGAAGUGUAACGUCAAGACUGGAAAUGAUAUUGUAAUUCAUGUCGAGACCAAUGUGUAGCUUUCUGUAUCUGUCUUUGUCUCUUUCUACACUGUAUUAAAAUCAUUGUCGUCUCUAAUUAACAAUCUUUUCAUACCUGUCCAUCUCAUCCAACGAAGCAGUAUUUAUGUCUAUUUAAAGAUUAGUAAGUGGAGUCUCAGCGCUCCAGUUUUAUUUUCAGCCCCUCAUCAAUGCAAGUUGACAUUGCAGGUGUAAUCAUUGCCAGUUGAAAGAGAAUAAAAGCAAACAGCUGGUAUUUGCAUCAAACACAGAGAAUGUAUUCUUUCCAGAGUUGGGCAGACAAUGUUUUCACAUGCUAAUGAUUUCAACAAUCCAAGCUACAAGGUACAAGAGAUAAAUGUGGUUAUGACUUGUAAAGACCUUUUAUUUCCACUGAAUGUAAAUAUAACCUUCCAAGAUUGUUUUGAUGAACUCACCUGUGUUUGAUAUAAAAAAUGUGAAAAAUGUGCAGGUUUGAAACCACGUCAUUUUAAAAUGUUGCAAGUUGUACGUUUUCUCCUUUGUACGAUUGCUAUGAAUUCAGAUCUUCUGUUUUUGACAAAUGACUGCAGCGAGAUUUGGCUGUUUUAUCGAACGUAGCUUAUAGUUGAAAAAAAGGGGGGGGGGG
Molecule: messenger RNA, 5752 nt
Organism: Betta splendens (Siamese fighting fish)
Lineage: Eukaryota; Metazoa; Chordata; Actinopteri; Anabantiformes; Osphronemidae
Gene: l1cama
Product: L1 cell adhesion molecule, paralog a
Exons: 29
Coding region: 363-4184 (1273 amino acids)
Biological process (GO): cell-cell adhesion; axon guidance
Cellular component (GO): axon; plasma membrane
Molecular function (GO): protein binding
Source: RefSeq, a predicted model, not a curated record